Closterium sp. NIES-67 is the source of this 1599-nucleotide messenger RNA. The record is from the annotation of a GenBank genome assembly. NCBI's taxonomy places the organism in Eukaryota, Viridiplantae, Streptophyta, Zygnematophyceae, Desmidiales, Closteriaceae.
UGUGAGGGGUGUCCUGUCCUCCGCGACAAGCCUCUGCGAUGACUGGGAGGGGCUGUUCUAAGGCGUGCACCCUCAGAGAGGGUCUCUGGAGGUCUGUGAGGGUCUGCGGGUGUCCCCGAGGGUAUGUAAGGGUCGGAGAGAGUACCUGGCGAGUAGAAGCCCCGCACCGCAUUGUCCUGCUGGUAACAGCUGUGGUGGGAAGGGAGGAUGAGGCUAGGAACGGACUCGCCAUUUUUGAGUCGACUCAAAAAUCGACUCAUUACACAUGAAGCUAAGAACGGACUCGCCAAGUCCAAGAGUGACACUUGUCGCUCCUCACGUCACCAUUGUUGCUGGCCGUCGACUCGGUUCGUCGCGUCUAGGGACUCGUCCCAGAAUCGUCCCUGACUCAAGCGUCUGGCGCUGCUGCUACCACUGCGACUGUUGCUAGGUCUCGAAGACCACGUAGCAGCAAACCGGUAAACCGGUCACCACCGGCGGUAAUGGGGUCUCUUUUCGGGCACUCCUUCGCGGGCACCGUCGCGCUGAUAUUCGCCUUCUGGAACCUCCGCAGCGCCAUUCGCGCGUAUCUCGCCGCGCCCUACGCCUACGUGGCGCGCCCGUGGCACCCGGCGCCGAUUCGCGGGCACUGGGUGCGGCUCGCGGUGUACGUCAUUAUCUUCGGCACGCUCUGCCAACUCUUGGAGGGGUUGUUCCUGGGGUUGCUGUCCGUGUUUAUGCAUCAGUUCGCUAUCGUUCAGUUCGAGCAUGCCUUGCUCUUUGGUGUCCUCGUUAUAAUGGGCCUCAUCUUCUACGUGCAUGACACAACCAGCCUCCUGCCGCUACCCCAGGGCGCGCUGCACAUCAUCUACGCCGUCGUCUUCUUCAGCGAGGCCACGCUCACAACCUUCCACUCCAUAUCCCACCAAGGCCUCGAGCCCCGCUACCACCUCUUCCAGGCGAUUGCUGCCUUCACCUGCUUCCUGCUCGCCCUCCUCCUGGCUGCAUUCCCCUACUCCUUCCUCCUCGACACCGUUUUCCACUCGGCGUUCCUCUUUCAGGGCUUCUGGCUCUGGACCAUGAGCCUGACCCUCUAUGGAGUGCUCCACUUACCGGGUUGUCGCAAUGUGGAUUAUAAGAAGGUUAUUUGUGAAACGGAGGCGCAGGAGCAUCUCGGCAUUGCCGUGGCCGGCAUUCAGUUUAUCUGUGUGCUCCUCUUUACGGCGCUUCUUGCUCUCACUCUCUACUCCAGGGCCGCUCGCAACGCUCCCCGCUCGUCCAUAGAAUUCAUUCUUGCGUCAACCCAGCCGCGUUUCUCCAAAGGCUCUGAUUGGGGAGGUAUUUUUGGAAAUGUCGAUGCGUGUAUUGCCACAAAUGGGGAGAAAGAGGUGCAGGGAGAAGGUGAAGGGGAAGCAGCUCCAGACACAGCACUGGUACCUGCAGCAGCAGCAGCAGCUGAAGCAGACAGUCCUGCAGCGCGCCUUGCACAUGCUGUUUUGACCGUGGAGAGUGAGAGUGCCAUGUUGCUUGGGUAAUGGGCUUCAACCCUUUUAGUUGCAUCUGUGACAGGGUUCAGUAGUGAAUGACCUGUAAGCCCAGCCAUAAAAGUUCUCAGUUCAC